GGGGGAAGGGAGAAUCGUUUAGGCAGGACUCACUACUAGCCUGUGCAAGUUUGUUACUUUGGUCCUACUAAAUAGUUUACAUUCAUUAUUUUUUUGUCCCAUGUGGAUGCUAUUUUCCGUUUAUGUCUUAUCGUUGCCUCUGACAGAAUCAUGGACGACUCCCGAACAGCAUCAUGCAAGUCCUGUAUCAAGGUUUACCUGUGUUCUAAUCCAGAAGAUUCUGUUGUGGAACGCAGGGCUCUGAGAGAAAAUGUGUUUCCCAGGCUGAGGGAGCACUGCAGACACACAUACGGACUGGACUUCAAGGUGAUAGACCCUUAUGAGGCAAGUGAUCCCAGAACCGGGCCAGACCAACAGACUAGACAAAAGCUACUACAGGCGUGUAGAGAAAGCUCUGACGGACCCUACCUAGUGGCUCUGGUGGGGGCACAGUAUGGUGCUGUGUGUUUACCUGCCCAGGUGGAGGUGGCAGAGUUCCACAGGCUGCUCCAGGUGUGCCAGCGAGCGGGCAUCAGUACCCGUGCUCUAGAGAAGGCAUACCUGAGAGACGAGAAUACAAUACCACCGUCCUUCUGCCUGCAACGACGGACACACAUUCACACACAGCUGCACCCCGACAAACAGACAGAUGAAAAGACAGGAGAAACGGGUGUUGAAGAGGAGGAGGAGAUGAGGAAGGUCUUGCAGGCUGCUGUGAGUCAGUGUGUUCAGGGAGGUCUCCUAACAACCCUAGGCUACUACAGGUCAGCUCUCGACACAGACCUGCGAUUCGCUCUGGAGAAUUGUCCAAGACGUGACAUCAAACGCUGCCUGGUCUAUGUCAACAAGAUCUCCAAUGGGCGGGGCCAGAGUGAGGGGGCAGACCAGCCCCCUAAAGAGCCGCCCCUACACCCCUAUCCUCCUCUCAAGGCUCUGUCCGAUGACAGCCUCCUGUCCCAGCUCUGUGACCACUUCCUGCCCAGCCUGGUGACUUCCGGUCAGCUCCUGGUGUACACCACAACUUCGGAAUGCGACCCUCGUCAUGGUUACACCCCCGCCAGGAGGAGGAGCUAUGCGGAGGGUCUCUGCCAGCAGCUCUACUCCGACCUCCUGGCUCUGAUUGACAGCUCUGUCGCCAUGGGAAUGGGAAAGUCAGUAUCUUCACCUCAUUCUGAUGAUGCGUUGACCAGAGAGCAGGCUGAGCAAGAGGAGCUGUGUUCUCUCUAUUCCCGUCUCUAUGACAACAAUCGGCCAGAGGAAGAGGAAGUCAGGUCUUACCUGGAGCAGAGGGACACACAACACCCACUAGUGGUCGUAGGAGGGCCGUGCACAGGGAAAACUGUGCUGCUGGCACAUUGUGCACAGCAGGUGAGGUCAUGGCUGAGCGACAUGGAUCCCGUGGUGAUUAUCCGGUUCACCAGUCUGUCAGUCAAUCUCUCACCUAGACACCUUCUCUCCAGCCUGUGCCACCAGAUAGCCCACAGAUACAACCGUAACCCUGAGCCCAGUAGCAGAGAUCCUAACCCUAGCCUCCCCCAGCUCAGACAUAACAUUUCCUCCCUUCUCUCCCUCUGUCCCACCCCUAAACAGCCCCUGGUCCUCAUCCUUGACGGCCUAGACCAAGCUUGGACCGUCUCCGGACCCCAGACCAUCAAGUGUCUCCCUUCCCCCCUCCCUCCCAACAUCAAACUCAUGCUCUCCAUCUCCCCGACCCGAACCAAUACCCUCCACACCCUUGAACUCCAUUUCUCACAAUCCUCCUCUGCAGUUUUUGGUGUCUCAGGGUGCUGUGUGAGUGUGGAGCUGGGGCCGGUGGAAGGGAGGGGGUGUGUGAGGAUGUUGGCAGCCCUCCUGGAGGGGUCAGGAAGGAGAGUGACGUCAGGACAGCAGGGGGUCAUGAACAUGGCCCUGAUCUCCUGCCCUCUGACCCUCUACGCUCGCCUCCUACAUAGACACGCCUCGCUGUGGACCUCAGCAUCAGAGGUGACUGAUGAGACCCUCCCUGUGGGUGUCCACUCCAGCAUCACAGUGUUUCUGGUUCACCUAGAGGAGAAACAUGGGUUGGUUCUGGUGUCCCGAGCCCUGAGCUACCUGACCCUCUCCAGGACCGGACUCACAGAGGCUGAGCUCUCUGACCUCCUGUCCAGUGAUGACGAGGUGCUGGUUGGGUACGUCUCGGCCAGUGAGCCCCCUCCCUCCAAGUUUAGGGUACCUGAGGUGGAAGUGGAGAGGCUGUUGUUGGAUCUGAAGGGGUUUCUGGUGAAGAGGAGUGUUGCAGGGUCUCAUGUUCUAUUCUGGGUCAGUAGACAUUUUGGGUUGGUGGUGUGUGAGAGGUACCUGAGCUCCUGGGAGAUGAGGGAGGAGAUGCACACAGCGAUGGCCGACUAUUUUAAUGGUCGCUGGGCCUACGGUAGAGCCAAACCACUGGUCAUCAGCCAGAACACAGGACUCAACCAGCCUGGGCCUGUCCCUGACACUGCCCGAAUGAAAAAAUACAUUGACAGGCAACCUCUUGGUCAACCCUAUGUGUUUAACUCUAAACCCUCCUCAUCCUCUUCCUCCCCCUCUUCUGAGCAUGUGCGAGUCAACCUGCGCAAGCUUCUGGAACUGCCCUAUCACCUGAAGGAGAGUGGCAGGUUGGAGGAGCUAGGGCGAGGUCUGAUGAUGUCACUGGAGUUCCAUCAGGCUAUGCUGAGGGCGGGGCUCCUCGGGGAUCUGGUAACCCUGCUGGAGGAUUGGGAAAGGGAGGGGGCGUCCCAGCUGAUCUUCCCCAGGGAGAGAGCUCUUCUGGCGGUCAUUCUGAGGGACUCAGCCUGUCUCCUCUGGAACUCCCCUAUGGAGCUGUCCAUGGUGAUGAAGGUCAGGCUGCUUCCUUUCCUGGGGCUCUGUCCUGAGCUGGAGGGCUAUGCUGAGGAGGUGACACAGGGGAUCAAGAAGAGGGGAAGCGGGUUAGGAGUGGUGCUCAGUCCUGCCCCCUCUACUGUACCCUCCACACAGUGUCUUUUUCCAGAGGCCAGACAGUGUCCUGUUACAGAUGCGGCGGGGACAGUGUCUGGGACUGUGGUUGUCAUUCAGAGUGAUGGCUCUGCUUUGGUGUGGAGGGGUAGGGAGGCAGAGGAACUGAAACUGAGCUGUGAACCUGCGCUGAGGUUUGUAAGUGUCCGGGGUAGUGGGACUUUCAUCCUCCUCUCAACUCAGUGCAACACACAGCUCCUGUGGGAUGUGACUGGGACAACGUGUUUUCAGGAUGUACUGAGUCUAGAAAGACAGGGGUCCAACUCAGACCAACGCUCCAGUACCAUAGUUGAAGGGUUUCUCAUGUGUGAUGACAGGAUGUGUGUGUGGUGGAAAGGUCGGAGCUAUGUGAGUGUUUCUGAAGUUUCCACCAGCCGCCUCCUCACCCGUUUGCAGUGCCAGAACACUGUGAGGAGUGUGUCUUUUCCCCCUAGUGGUCAGUUUGUGUACUGUGGCCAGGAGAAAGGCACAGUGUCUAUAUUUGACACAUCUAGAGGCACUCUCACUGCUAUCUGUUCCAGUCCAGCAGAGUCAUCAGUUAUCGCUGUGAUACUCAGUGAGGAUGAGAGGGAGAUGGCGUGUGUGGACAGCAGAGGGCACGUAUUGUUAUGGUGUGUAGCGACCAAAACAGAUCCCAAACUCCUAAAAGAGUGUUGUAGUGGCAGCAGCCAUUUUGAGUUCAUCAAUACAGACCUAUCAGAAGAGAGUUGUAUUCUGCUGGUGUGUAAAACCCAGGAGAUUAUUCUCUGGGACACGUGUGACUGGGAGCAGUGGGACCAUUUCAGAGCUCCACAGGGGAAGGCCUUCUCUCAGGCGUUGUUAACCCAGGACGGACAACUCAUCCUGGCUUCGCUAGAGGCCUGUCCCUCUGUGCUGGUGUGGAGGAUGACCACUGGUCAGUGUGUCCUGUCCUUAGAUGCUGGCAGUCCUUUCCAACCCCUCUCACUGCUCAAGAUGGACUCUCUCCUCUCCGUGGUCACACAAAAUGGCCACCUCACUACGUGGGACUCAGAUGUAAUAUGUGCUGCGGCUAUGGUCCCUAGAACUGGGGCCGGGGUGAGGAAGGUGGUGCUGGAGCCAAUGGGAGAGCGGUUCUAUGUGAUUGACGGCUCAGAGAUAUUGUGGAGGUGGAGAUUACAGACAGGAAGUCCGGAGACUCACUUCCUGCACGACGACCCCGUGGAGAAGCUGUGUCUCUCUCCAGACGGCAGCCAUCUUGUGAGCCUCUCAGGGGAGGACGUUUACGUGUGGCGGAGCGACACGGGACAGAACCUCCACCGUAUCCACGGCAGCAGAGCUACAGAGGUUCUGAUCACCUCUAACGGUCACAUCGGGGUGUGUGUGUCGCAGCACGGCCUGUCCAGGGUGUGGAAGCUGGCCAGUGGGGCCGUGGUCUGUAACAUUCACCUGUACCUGGCUGAUGCCCAGGUCUCACCCGAGAGCACCUUCCUGUUAGGCCGUCGUCAUGGCGACCUGCUCGCCGUCAGCCUGUGGUCUGGCACCGUCAGUAAGCGCUUCUCGUGCUCAGAACGCUAUGAACGUUCUACGGUCGUGGCCUUCCGGACCCUGCCGGAACACCCAGACUUUGUGAUCGUGAUGGCUGCCUCUGGGUCUGUUUACACAUGGAAGGUGACAGAGGAGACGGUAUGCCGACAGUUUCUGCUCCCCCAGAUGUUCCUGUGCCAGCCACAGGUCUUCCACAUGUCGUCUGAUGGGAGCUUCGCUCUGCUUUCCACUGAUGAUGACCUCAUCACCCUGCUGGACCUGCCCAAUGCCAGGCUGUGUAGGGUCAAGGCCCAGGGUCCAGUCCUCAAAGUUUGCAUGGACGACUCUGGACGCUACGCUGUCUACAUCUGCCACCCCCCUGCCCAGGAUAAUGGCUGUGCCUGUGACCUGCACACUAAGCCAUUGCUGGCAGUGGUACGGCUGGCUGACGGGGGGAGACUGGGGAGGUUGUGUCUGUGUAAGACCCCCACAGCUCUGGCUGUGAGUGAGGAGCUGUGUGUGUAUGUGGGCUUCCACGAUGGGUCUGUGGGAGUGUACUCCAUCUCUGACAUCACAGGGAGGGGAGGGGCUGUCAGGGAAAGGAUACAAGGGAUUGGUCGGGAGAGGCCAUGCCAGUGUGACAUUGAGCCAGUGCGAUGGUUGCCCCUAGCAACACCCAGCAUCACAUGGCCCAAGUCUUCUUCAGAGAUGACAUAACAGAUGUAGUCCUGAGUCUUCUUCGGAGAUGACAUAACAGAUGUAGUCCUGAGUCUUCUUCAGAGAUGACAUACCAGAUGUAGGCUUGCUUCUUCAGAGAUGACAUAACAGAUGUAGUCCUGAGUCUUCUUCAGAGAUGACAUAACAGAUGUAUGCCCAACUUGUGUCUUGUUGGCCAGUUUCCUUCUUUAUU
Oncorhynchus nerka (sockeye salmon) is the source of this 5389-nucleotide messenger RNA. Its product is annotated as NACHT and WD repeat domain-containing protein 2-like. NCBI's taxonomy places the organism in Eukaryota, Metazoa, Chordata, Actinopteri, Salmoniformes, Salmonidae. The coding region runs from base 151 to 5196 and encodes 1681 amino acids. Gene Ontology annotation, molecular function: protein binding. The record is from RefSeq and is a predicted model, not a curated record. The transcript has 10 exons.